AAUAGUUUUCAAAUCAACUGCCGACACCGCCUCUCCGAGCGAGUUCCGGUCUGCGCCGGGUGUCAUUGAAAACGCAUCCUGUGUCAUGAAACUUACUGACUGUUGGUGUGUGAACUUCCUGUCGCUGGCAUCUUCUUGUUCUCCAACCUCACCGUUGCUGUGGAGUUGAAUAAGUCAGCGAAAUGUCUUCAGCGCAGACAUUUUCAGGUAAAGACCCAACCCAGCACAAGCGUGUGUCUGUUCAGUCCAAUCCUGGAUUCCUGGAGCGAUUAGGUGAAACUGCAGGAGGAACAGUUGUUGGUGUCGGACUUUUUUUCCUCUCCAUUUAUGUUCUCUUCACCAAUGAGGGACGGGCUCUGCAAACAGCCUCUUCGCUGGAUGAAGGUCUUUCACAGGUUGUGUCGUUGGGGCCUUUCUCCAGCCUCGAUCUACAGAACAACAACCAUUUGGUUCACCUGUCUACACUGCUGCGAACCUCACAGCCGUUGCAUGACCCCAACUAUGGAGUGGUGGUGCAGGCGGUGAAGCUGAAGCGAGAGGUGGAGAUGUAUCAAUGGGUGGAGUACCAUGAGAGCAAUGACUACCAAGAAGACGGUGAGACCAAAACUGAGACAACAUACACAUACAACACCGAGUGGAAAUCAGAGUUGAUCAACAGUCGGAAUUUUGAUAAAGAAAUCGGUCACCAGAACCCAAGCGCCAUGGCGGUGGAGAGUGUCACAGUGGUGUCUCCCGAAGUCAGAGUUGGACCUUUCAUUCUGUCUAAAGGCCUGGUGGAGCAGAUUAAUAACUUCCAAACUCUGAGCUUGAGGGAUUUUAAUGCUUUUAACUUGGACCCUUUUCUCAGCAUUGAUGACGAUUACUUCUAUCACACUCAGUACCCACGCAGGCCAGAGGUUGGUGAUGUGCGUGUGAGAUUCUCCUUUGCUGGACUGAGCGGUGAGACGUCUCGCUUCGGCCCGGCUCAAACCGUCAGUAUUGUGGCCAUGCAGAGAGGGGAGCAGCUCAUGCCUUUCAAAACCCAGUCAGGAAACAGUCUGGAGAUCCUGUAUCUGGAGGAGCUCUCCGCAGAGGAGGUUUUUGCAAAAGAACAUCAGUACAACAGUAUGAAGACAUGGGGACUUAGGGCUGCAGGCUGGGCACUCAUGUUCCUGAGUAUUCAGAUGGCCACACGCAUCAUCUACACAUUGGUGGAUUGGGUUCCUGUUCUCAGAGAGCUCGUGUCUGCGGGGCUGAAGAUCUUCGCCCUGUGCAUCUCCUGCUCUCUCACUCUUCUCACUGUCGGGGUGGGUUGGCUUUUUUACAGACCAUUAAUGGCUGCAGCUCUGCUAGCAUUCGCUCUGCUUCCAGUGUUUCUCGCCCGCUCGGGACUUCCAGCCAAGAAGAACGAAUGACUAGUGAACUGACGACACUUUCUGGUGGGUGGCUGUAGCCGUCCACCUGAGAUGUGAGACAGUGUUGUGUUCAGGUUUGACCACAUCAGGAUUACAAACCACUUAGUAUUUGCUUUCUUGGUUAACAUAGACUUUCUAUGGUAAUAAAUAUAUUUUUGUUCUCAUUGGUUGAAUCCAAAACACAUCUGUGUUUCAGUGGACUUAAAUUUAAUAUUUUUUCAUGAAUAAAUCACAGUGUGCAUUGCUUGAAAAUAUGUUUGGAUGAAAAGAAAUCUUGUUACAAGACGAUGUCCAAUCAGAUAACCUUCAGACCUCAAGUGCUAUCAGAUGUGGCUUUUCAAAGGAUUCAUCCACCCAUAAGCUUCACUUUGUUUUCACAUCAUUUUUGUUGCUGGACAAUGCACAGGAAAACCUUUUUCAUCUUUAUGUUUUGUUGCAACAUAACAUUAGUGUAGUUUCAUUUUUACUGUAAAUACAAUUCAUCAAAAACUCCAUGAAAAACUUGAAACUUGAACUCAGUUACCAGUUUAUUGGGUACAGGUAGCUAAAACCAAUGCAGUCUUGUACACCAGUCUUGCAGUAAAUCUUACCUUCAUGAAGGCGUGUUCAGUUUUAGUUGAAACUGUUUUAGAAGAUAGGGUUUGAUUGAACUUUUGUUAAUCUUGAGAGAAUGGAGAUUGUGGUGCUGUUGAUUGUAAUCUGUCAUACUGAUGGGAUUCUAAUAUUUUUAUUCAUAAAUGAGGUGGACACAAUAUUUUACUACUGAACAUUAUAACCUUCAUGAGGUUAGGAUUUAUAUUACAGGGCCGUUUGGAUUGCAUUAGUUUUAGCUACGCGUUACUGUGAAUUGGCAAGAGAACAGGGUGUACUGUAUGGUCCUCAUGUAAAACGAAAGCCUUCAUGUAUCACACAUUUCCUCCUUAACAACACUUGAGGAAACAUUGUGUUGCAUGUAUAAGAUUCAUCGGAUCAACAGAGAUUUGUUCAUAAUUUGAAACCCAAAUGCCUUAGAUGUGUAAACAUUAAUUAAAAUUUAUGUGAUGAAUGAACAUCAGUGCUUUCUUAAAGCACUUUGGACAAAAAGACUAAUCUUGGUAAAAUACCAAAGGCCUGUGGAUCUGCAAUUGUUUUGUAUUGUUUAUAAGCAACAUGUUAAAUAAAGCACUUUUUGUGUGUAUUAACCUCAGAAC
Scatophagus argus is the source of this 2584-nucleotide messenger RNA. RefSeq names its product transmembrane protein 43. Gene Ontology annotation, cellular component: nuclear inner membrane. The record is from RefSeq and is a predicted model, not a curated record. Lineage: Eukaryota; Metazoa; Chordata; Actinopteri; Scatophagidae. The transcript is spliced from 12 exons. Bases 183 to 1394 code for a protein of 403 amino acids. Gene Ontology annotation, biological process: nuclear membrane organization.